Molecule: messenger RNA, 1863 nt
Organism: Oryza brachyantha (malo sina)
Lineage: Eukaryota; Viridiplantae; Streptophyta; Magnoliopsida; Poales; Poaceae
Product: protein phosphatase 2C 50
Exons: 4
Coding region: 401-1543 (380 amino acids)
Biological process (GO): protein dephosphorylation
Molecular function (GO): cation binding; protein serine/threonine phosphatase activity
Source: RefSeq, a predicted model, not a curated record
GUCGCGGAGGAGGAGGAGCAACAAAUAAUAUCAACGCCACGCGGACCCAGCAGUCACCACCUCGCCCCGCCUUCUCCUUCCUCUCCUCGUCCUCCUCCUCCCCUUUCCCCUCGACACGCGCGCGGCUUGGGCGAGCUGAGCUACACCACCACCCUCCUCACCCUCUUCUUCUUCGUCCUCGUCUUCCUCCUGCUCCUCUUCACUGUAGUGCUCUACCUUGUGGGAUAUAGGUUGUGGAGCGAGGUGGAGGGCGGUGUUCUUGGGAAGUGGUAUUGUUGAAGUAGGAGGUAUCGGAGUUGCUGUUGCUUGGAGUUGCUGGGGGUGGUUUGUUUUGGAGGGGGAGGCGGCUGCGGGUGUGGGGGUGUUGCGGGGGGGGAGGAGAGGUGAGAGGGUGAGGGUGAUGGCGGCGAUCUGUGGGGAGGAUGAGGCAGCGCGCGCGGCGGAAUGCGUGGGCGGGGUCGGGAAGCUGGAUCUCGGGGAGAGGAAGGAGGCGGUGGCGGGGGCGGGGAAGAGGAGUGUUUACUUGAUGGACUGCGCGCCGGUCUGGGGCUGCGCGUCCACGCGCGGCCGCAGCGCGGAGAUGGAGGACGCGUGCGCGGCCGUGCCGCGGUUCGCGGACGUGCCGGUGCGGCUGCUCGCCAGCCGGCGCGACCUGGAUGGGUUGGGCCUCGACGCGGACGCGCUCCGGCUGCCGGCGCAUCUCUUCGGGGUGUUCGACGGCCACGGCGGCGGCGAGGUGGCGAACUAUUGCCGUGAGAGGAUCCACGUCGUCUUGAGCGAGGAGCUGAGGAGACUUGGGAAGAAUUUGGGGGAGACCAGCGAGUUGGACAUGAAAGAACACUGGGAUGAUGUGUUCACGAAAUGCUUCCAGAGAGUAGACGACGAGGUGUCAGGGAGAACGAGCAGGCCCGUUAAUGGCGGCGAUGAGCUCCGGCCAGAACCGGUGACCGCUGAGAACGUCGGCUCGACGGCGGUUGUUGCGCUUGUCUGUUCCUCUCAUGUGGUGGUUGCCAACUGCGGAGAUUCGCGAAUAGUGCUCUGUCGUGGCAAGGAACCAGUACACUUGUCAAUCGAUCACAAGCCUGACAGGAAGGAUGAGCGGGCAAGGAUUGAGGCUUUGGGAGGCAAGGUCAUCCAAUGGAAUGGUUACCGGGUCUCCGGUAUACUUGCUAUGUCCCGAUCAAUCGGUGACCGCUAUUUGAAACCAUUUGUCAUUCCGAAACCGGAAGUUACAGUUGUUCCUCGGGCAAAGGAUGAUGACUGCCUCAUUCUAGCAAGCGAUGGACUGUGGGAUGUUGUGUCAAAUGAAGAGGCAUGCAAAGUUGCGCGCCGACAGAUCCUUCUAUGGCACAAGAACAAUGGCGCUGCAUCACCAUUGUCAGAUGAGGGUGAAGGAUCCACUGACCCUGCUGCCCAAGCAGCUGCCGAUUAUCUUAUGAGGCUCGCUCUGAAGAAAGGAAGCGAGGAUAACAUUUCUGUCAUUGUUGUCGACUUGAAACCGCGAAAGAAACCCAAGAACGAUGCACUUUCAAAUUCAUCAUAACAGGGCCUGGGUUCAUUUGGGAAACUGACCAUGAUGUGUGUCAAAGAGUUCCAUACAACUAGUCAGUCUUCUUCACGAGACUUGACCCACAUUUUUUUGCUGGGCUUCAAGAAAUUGUACAUGUAUAUGCUAGAUGUAUUUCCCAUCUAGGGGCUUUAUGUCUAUCUCUUUUCUAUAUCCUGUCAGCCUCAGUUUUCAGCCCUGGCAAGAAGUAUCCCUUGUACAAUAAUCGAACUUGCAAAAAGCCAAGUGGCUGAGAUGACCAGUAAAAUUAACGCAAUCGCUGUCACCUGUCCUGAGUUGAACUUUGCCACUAGAGA